UAAACAUAUUUUUACAUUGACAAAAGAAGGAAAGAUGCUGUUAAAUUCUGCAAUUCUAUCUGUUUAAACUGCCACUCGAUGACUGUAGGCAAAGGCAAGUGUUUCUUUGAUUCUCUGGUGGCAGAUAACUCGAUACAUAUUCGCCUCACGAUGUCAUCGUCUCUUCUCCCUCUUUCUUUCUCCAUGAACUCUUCUUCUUCAUCCCCCACUCGUCAAGCACUCCGCCAUGCUUCUUCCUUACAAUUACCUGCACCAUCCAACACUCCUUCACACGUCCGAUGGACAAAAGAUGAGCUGCACCAACAACCCAGACCUAAAACAGUUCGAUACCGCCUAAGCCAAUUAUGCCGGGAAGGCCAACCCCAUCUUGCCCGCCAACUGUUCGACGAAAUUCCCAGUCCAACAACCGUGGUUUGGAACGCAAUCAUCAUUGGCUUCAUCUGUAAUAACAUGCCUCAUGAAGCCAUACUCCUCUACUCCCAAAUGAAAUCCAACUCUUUUCUUUCUGAUUCCUACACAUACUCUUCGAUUCUCAAAGCCUGCGCCCAAACUCAAAGUCUUCGGAUAGUUGCUUGUAUGAUGAUGUAA
This is a messenger RNA of Lactuca saligna, 588 nucleotides long. The record is from the annotation of a GenBank genome assembly. NCBI's taxonomy places the organism in Eukaryota, Viridiplantae, Streptophyta, Magnoliopsida, Asterales, Asteraceae.